Pezoporus flaviventris is the source of this 3065-nucleotide messenger RNA. RefSeq names its product Cdk5 and Abl enzyme substrate 2 (gene CABLES2). The record is from RefSeq and is a predicted model, not a curated record. The coding region runs from base 1 to 1584 and encodes 527 amino acids. NCBI's taxonomy places the organism in Eukaryota, Metazoa, Chordata, Aves, Psittaciformes, Psittacidae. Gene Ontology annotation, biological process: regulation of cell cycle. The transcript is spliced from 10 exons.
AUGGCCUCCGCCGCGGCGUGCGGCUCCGCGCCCGCCCGCCCGCCCCGACAGCAGCCGCGGCCGCGGGGCGACUCCCGCCGGCGCCAGGCCGCGCUCUUCUUCCUCAACAACAUCUCCCUGGACGGCCGCCCGCCCUGCCCGCCCUCCGAGCAGCCGCCGCCGCCCGCCGGCUCGGCCGAAGGGGAGGAGGCAGCGGCGGCGGCGGCGGCGGAACCGGCCGGGGCCCCCCCGCGCCUGCAGUCCCCGGCGCCCCCCUGCCCGCCGCCGCCCGCGCUGCUGCUGCCCGGGGUCCCCCCGCUGCUGGCCGCCGCUGGAGCCAAAGGGGAGGCGGACCCCUCCCGCGGGGGCAUCUUCCUGCCGCCGCUGCUGCUGGGCGGCCCGCUGUGCCCGCCGGUGCCGCCCGCCCCGCCGGGGAUGCUGGCGGCCGCUAAGCCGGGCGCAACGGGGCUGCUGAGCCCUACGCAGAGCGCGGCGGGCGGAGGCUUCGUGCUGGAGGCGCAGCGACAGAGAAGGCGUUUUAUCUCCCAGCGCUGCUCUCUAGACUUUUUAGAAGACAUAGUGGAAUAUGCCAGUGUACGAAGGAACAAGCCUAUUUCUGGGUCUCCAAGACACAAAAGUUUGAAGAAGAUGCACUUCAUCAAGAACAUGAGGCAGUAUGACACCAAGAACAGCAGGAUAGUGUUAAUCUGUGCUAAACGAACACUGUGUGUGGCUUUUUCUAUCCUACCUUACGGGGAGAGUUUACGGAUCAGUGAUCUAAGAAUGGAAGGACAGAAGCAGCGACAUCCUUCUGGGGGAGUUUCAGUCUCCACGGAGAUGGUGCUUGGACUGGAAGGAGUAGAGCUGGGUGCUGAUGGCAAGGUUGUGUCCUAUGCAAAAUUCCUGUAUCCAACCAAUGCCCUCGUGGUUCGCAAAGCCGAUGGCCACGGUGCUGUUCCCUCGUGUCGAGCUGGUGCUUCUCGGAGUCUUCCUGGAUCAAGAUACAAACCUGCGACAGCAAAAGCAAUACCAGCAGGAACAGACCUUGGAAGUGAAGCUGGGGAAGCUGCAGAGUAUGAUCCAAAUAUUCUGGAUGAUCCUCAAUGGCCCUGUGGAAAACACAAACGUGUUCUCAUCUUUGCCUCUUACAUGACUACAGUCAUUGAAUAUGUGAAACCCUCUGACCUUAAAAAGGAUAUGAAUGAAACCUUCAGAGAGAAGUUUCCUCAUAUCAAGCUGACACUGAGCAAAAUUAGGAGUUUAAAGAGGGAGAUGCGGAACCUGAGUGAAGACUGCAAUCUGGAGCCAGUUACUGUCUCCAUGGCUUAUGUUUACUUUGAGAAGCUCGUCCUCCAAGGCAAACUCAACAAACAGAACCGCAAACUGUGUGCUGGUGCUUGCGUUCUGCUUGCAGCCAAGAUCAGCAGCGAUCUCAGGAAACAUGAAGUUAAACACCUUAUAGAUAAACUAGAAGAGAGAUUCAGAUUCAACAGAAGAGAUCUCAUUGGUUUUGAAUUCACUGUCCUCGUAGCUUUGGAACUGGCGCUCUAUCUUCCUGAAAACCAAGUUUUACCUCAUUACAGACGGCUCACACAACAGUCUUAACCAAAGCUACUUUCAGCUGACAGCCAGUGGCGCUGGGGAUGGCAUCACUGAACACUGCUGGUGGAGUUGCCACCAGCCCUUCCACACGCCUGCGUGCAUCCUGCCCUGGCUACAGCCACUUUUGGAGCUUGCAGUGUGUCACUGAACUGUUGAGGUGUGCAUUGUGGCCACGUAUGGCAGGUCUGGGGGAUGGUACGAGAAGAGUUAAUGAACUUUAAUUUUCUUUUGGACAUUUAAAGCACAGAUAUUCACCAGUCAGCUGUCAUGGCUGCUUAUUAUUCCUUAUUUAUCCUUUUGGUUUUACUAAAACUGUUCUUCCCUAUGAAGAAUACUAUGGUAUUGUUUCUUUUUGUUUAUUUUUAAAGCCUUUAUUAUAUUCCUUGAAACUAAAGGAAUCAUCACUUCCAUUCCAGUGCACCAUAAAAUUCAGAGGUUUCUAAGAAUCUUCUUGCAUUUUUAUGUUAAUGAAAUGCAUACUUUAUUUUUUUAAUGAUGUGCCUAAAACUGGCUGGUCUGGUACCAGUGCUUUUUAAGUUGGUUAUUUUAUUUAGUGGGGAAUCCUGAAUUCGUGUAGCCAUUUAUUCUUUACCUGCAUUGGCCUUGCAUAGAAGGAAGACAAUUCCAGUAUAUCUGCACUAAUGAUACACAGGGCAUCUAUUCUCUACUAUACUACAGAUCUCUAGUAGUAAGACUGAAAUUACUUUGUUCCAAUUUAGUUGUAUAUUCUUAAGGUAUUAAUAAUCAUUUGAUUUAAAAGGUUGAAAAUCUCUAAUGAAGUACCUACCACAUGUUGAACAAGGUUGCUGCAGCAAAGCCAUUGCCAUCCAAAUUCACCCUUUAGUGCAAGAUGAGUGCUUGACUAAGAGCAGUUUUGCUGUCAAAUGUUUCAUUUCCAGUUUUUGUUUCAGCGUUCCAUGGUCUGAAAUAAGCACCUUUUUAGUAUGACUGUAUUAUAUAUGGUCUUACGUGUUCUGAAUACAUGAGUCAGUAGAGCUACUGCUGCCAAAUGAAGCCAAUGAAACAAAGCAUGCUCAAUAUUUAAAUGCUACCUUUUUACUCCGUUCUUCCAGCAUUGGUCACUGUGAUGGUCCUCAUAGAACUGGCAUUUAUUGCACAUCUGAACAGCCCAGCAGUGCUCUAAUGCUUACUCAGAGGUUAAGUAACUUCUCUGACCAUUGCCUAUUCCUUCAUUUACUUUAAAUAUCCAGGUUGGGAAUGAAUUGUUGUUUGGAACAUUCUGUGAUACUGGCUCUUGGGUUGAUUUUCUAAAGCAAUAUUAUUAUACAAACAACUGCGGCCGUUUGCAAGGAACAAAACUGAUGCUUGGCUAUUACAACUGAGAAACGUGUCAUUUAUGUUGGACUCCUAAAUGAAAUACUAGACCUCGUACUGAGGCAAGGGACUUGCUCUCUAAUAUGUACAGUAAUGUAAAUUCCUGUUCCUUGUAUUAAAUGUUGGUUGUAGCCAAAACCAAAGCUGAA